GAGAGUGGUAACCGAACGCUGUGUUGUGGACGCCUUUGUUCUCGUUCCAAAGAGGAAUACCUUUUCAGAUAUCGUCUCAAUUUCUUCGUUGAGCUUUUUAGAAUUUUAUUUUUUGCUGACGAUUCCACAUCUUAUCUUUUAGCGCUUUGGAGUAUGUUUAUGUGUCCAGUUUUCAAACAUUUUUCUAUGGAAGAACAAGGCAACGAAAUUAUAGCUGAAAGUACCUUCAACCAGAGAGAUACUUUUAGAGAAUCUUGACUGACGGCGGUGUUCCUUAAGUCAAGAUCUGGGUAGAGUUCACCUGUCUUGUGUUCACUUCAUCGGCCCUCUCAUUUCCACCCUUCAUCUGAACUACACAUUCCUGUAACUUUUGUACAAAAAUGGUUGGAUUUGGACCUGCUGAUAUGCCCCCGACGGCUAUGGUCAAGUUUGUUGGUGCGGGAACUGCAGCCUGCAUCGCCGACCUCUUCACUUUCCCCCUUGACACGGCCAAAGUUCGCCUCCAGAUCCAGGGGGAGACCAAAGGCACGGCCAAUGCCAGCCAUGGUAAAGCUUUGCAGUACCGUGGAGUGUUUGGCACCAUCACCACCAUGGUGCGCACAGAAGGUCCGCGGAGUCUCUACAACGGGCUCGUCGCUGGGCUGCAACGCCAGAUGAGCUUCGCCUCGGUCCGUAUCGGCCUCUACGAUUCUGUCAAGCAGUUCUACACCAAAGGCUCGGAGCAUGUGGGAGUUGGCAGUCGCCUACUGGCAGGCUGUACCACUGGAGCCAUGGCGGUUGCUAUUGCCCAGCCCACUGAUGUGGUAAAGGUCCGGUUUCAGGCCCAGGCUAGCUCUGGGGUCAGCAGGCGUUACCACGGCACCAUGGACGCCUAUCGGACAAUCGCCAAGGAGGAAGGAAUUCGAGGGCUGUGGAAAGGGACGAGCCCCAACAUUGCCCGCAAUGCCAUCGUCAACUGCACCGAGCUGGUGACCUAUGACCUCAUCAAAGAUUUUCUGCUGAGAUCAACACCUAUGACUGAUAAUCUACCCUGCCAUUUCACAUCUGCGUUCGGUGCUGGCUUCUGCACCACUGUGAUCGCCUCUCCUGUGGAUGUGGUGAAGACAAGAUACAUGAACUCUGCCCUGGGCCAGUACAGCAGUGCGCUGAACUGUGCUCUGGCUAUGCUGACCAAAGAGGGGCCUAUGGCCUUUUACAAGGGAUUCAUGCCGUCUUUCCUGCGGCUGGGCUCCUGGAACGUGGUGAUGUUCGUCACGUACGAGCAGCUGAAACGCGCGAUGAUGGCGGCUCGUCACAACUGGACCGCCCCUCUCUAGAGCAUGGCUGUAGCCCACAGUCUGCCAAUGCUGAUUGGACCUUUUUUCUCUCUCUCUCUCUUUGUUUUUUUUUGGUUCCUAUCAUUUUUAAUACUCUUAUCUACCUCUACUCCUGAAAUUUCAGUAGCCUAGUCUUUUCAAUUACAGUUUUAAAUAUGCUUUUAUUUCUGCAUAGUGUCAUUCAAGUGUAGCCUUCAGAUUUAAAAGCCAGUCCUCUUUCUAUGUUUUUAGACUUUUGGCAUGUACUGCUAAUAAAGUUACUUUUGAAAAUGA
Molecule: messenger RNA, 1589 nt
Organism: Chanos chanos (milkfish)
Lineage: Eukaryota; Metazoa; Chordata; Actinopteri; Gonorynchiformes; Chanidae
Gene: ucp2
Product: uncoupling protein 2
Exons: 8
Coding region: 381-1316 (311 amino acids)
Biological process (GO): transmembrane transport
Source: RefSeq, a predicted model, not a curated record